AUGAACAUUCAAGAUCGCUUCAUCAUCUUCAAUAGGAACAUUAAAAGAAGUCCAAAACCAAUAUACCGUGUUAUUAAGGCUAUAUUGAAGUUCAUUGACUACUUUGGUGGCUUCUACACUAAUAUAAUUACCUCAUUUUUUAUAUUUCUUUACUGUUUGUUUAGCAAAAUCUUUAGACGACAAGAUUUCAAGCAUUCGAAGCUCGAAGUGAAAACAUUCCAUAAAGCAGUUCUUCAUUUUGUUGGCAAUUACACGGCAAAAUUCAUAGUUCCUCUUUUCAAAAAAUGUAGAAUCCAACCAGAAGCCGCUUAUUACGUAUUGUACUGGAUAGAUAUGGUCCUUUCUACAUUUACAACAUAUCAUCUCUUCAGUUCUAUCUAUUCCGUGAUUAAAAUGGCGAUUGAGAACAAUGUAUUCUCAUUAACACGCGAAUCAUUUGUUAAACUAAUUGAUUUCUCAUCAAAAGUCAAUCAAGCUCGCAAAGAAUCCGAUUCAUUGAAAGAAUUUACGAAAAAUAUGAAAGAUAUGAAAGGUGUUAAAGGUCCAAAAGAGUUACAAAAGGGAAUUAAAUCAGCUGCUAAAGGAAAUAAGAUUUACAAGAAAUCUGUUGCAAAAUUAUUGGAAGAAUUUGAUAAUAUUCAAGAGUCUUUUAACGAAAUCAUGCAAAUAAUACGUACUGAUAUACGAAUGGACCCUUUAAAGUCCCAUAUUUCCAUAAUUUUUGAAUCAUUAGGUAAAUGCAGCAAACAAAUCUACACAAUCAUCGCUAGCGCACAUACCUCUUUUGUUAUUGUUACAUCCAAGCUCUGGAAGUUCGUUUUGGCUAAUGUAAAACCAGAAAUGCCAAAAGCGAUGUCAAAAAUCUGGAAGAAGAUGUAUAUUCGAGUAAUUAGAAACAUCAACUCUGAUGUAAUGAAAGAUUACGCUGUUGACCAAGCACAGGACUUUAUUUGGGCUGUAUUUCCGAAAACCGCUGAUUUAUCGCCAAUGCAGGUCUGGAGUAUCAUUGUUAUGAGCCACAGAAGAAAGUACGGACUAAGAACUCAUAAAUGUCCUCAUUGCGACAAAUUUGUUCCAAAUGAAUUUUCUGAUUGUCAACAAUACAGAGAUUGGCUCAAAGCUAAUAACUACAAAGACAUUAAUUUCGAAUAA
Molecule: messenger RNA, 1152 nt
Organism: Trichomonas vaginalis G3
Lineage: Eukaryota; Parabasalia; Trichomonadida; Trichomonadidae
Exons: 1
Coding region: 1-1152 (383 amino acids)
Source: RefSeq, a predicted model, not a curated record